GCCGCGGCACACGCGACAAACGUAAAUCGGAAUGUCAAAAAAUAUAUAGUUCAACACAGAACUCGAACCUACCAAACAUUGUCUGUUGAAAAACACAAUCUCUUUAGAAUUUCAAUCAUCACCAUCGUAUUCGUCAUUUGUCAAUGAUUUUUCAAAAUAUCCACGAAUAAUGGAAGCUACCAAUGGUCAACUGCAAACGAAAUACCAGAAGAUCGCGACGGAAUAUUCGAAAAUUCGUGCACAGGCCAAUGUGUUGAAAAAAGCUGUAAUUGACGAACAAGUACGAAAUGUCGAGAUAAGGGAACAGCUAAAAGAGAAAGAUGUGGAAUUACGAAAAGCUGAACAAGAGUUAGAUAGUUUAACAUUUAGAAAUCAACAAUUGACCAAGAGAGUUACUUUCCUUCAAGAAGAAUUGGACCAUGUUCAAAACAAGUCUAAAAAGGGUAGAAGCAAAUCGACAGAGAACAAAGAUCCCCAAGUCGCUCAACCUAAUCACAUUUAUGUGGAGGAAUUUCAGAAAAAAAUUAUGGAAAAUGCUCAAUUGUUGUCCCAAAUUGCAGACAAAGAAGGUGAAAUUGAAUCUCUUAAUGAGCGAAUCAUUCACCUUGAAUACAAACUCAGACAGUCGGAAAAAUCUAAAAUUGAAUUAGAUAGCAAAUAUCAAGAGCGCGUAGACAAACUUGAGAGAGAAAAGAAUGAUGUUCAGCGAAAAUUAGCAGAAAAACAGAAACAGGAAGAGACAACUUCUUGGUCAAGCGUCGAGGGAACAGAUUGCAAAGUCAGCCUAAACAACCAUCGACAGAACGAUCAAUCUCCUUUUUCAUCGCCCUCCGUCUCACGUAGAUCCUCCAAAUCGUUGGGAGAUCCGAGAACAGCAAAAAUUACUGGUACUGAUGACGAGUCUCGUGACGAAUUUGAAUUCGUUAAGCUCGCAGAUCUUGAAAAAGAAUUAAACCAGUGGAAAGCUGAUUAUCAUAUCCUCAAAAUAAAGUACGACGAGAUGCAGCAAAAAGAAGCUUCAGAGACUAGUCAACUUGCAAAAAGUCUUUUAGAACCUGUGGAAAUCAGUAAUAUGCUUGGUCGAUUAAAUGCACCCUUCACAAUACCAGAGGAGAUCGAAACUCGGGAAGCCAAAAUCCGGGAUUAUUUUUUGCGUGAGAUUGACAAGUUGAUAACGGAGAAGCACAUUUGUCACGUAGAAAAUUUAGCCAUAGCUGCUAAUAACGAAGUGUUGAACGUUCAUCUCGAGACAAGCGAAUCAAAGCGUGAAAAGUGUGAAACCGCUUUGCACGAGACGAUGUUGAAUUGGACGAGUUUACAAGAGGAUAGAGAAGUAAGAGAAGGCAAUUAUAAAUCACAGUUGAGCACAAUGAGUGAGCAUCUUGCAAAUAUGAACGAGAAAUUAAUCCGCCAAACUGAAGAAAUACAACAAUUGAAAUUCGAACUUAGUAACAAGAAUGUAAAAAAGGGAAAGCAAAAAUGAACAUAAACAGGUGCUCUUUAGCGAUCAACGACAUUCCAAAAUAUUUUCCUCAGCGUGCUCGAAUUUGUGUACAUAAUCGAAAACCAUGAAAACUACAUAAGUUUCAAAACAAAAAAAAAUUGAAACGGAUACCCACCAAAUUUGGUGAUACCAAUUUAUUUGUAGAUAUGCGGCUCUUAUUUGAUCGAUGUUAUUACUUCUAAGAUGCGAAUAAGAACAUGAUGGAAUAAAUUACUUUUCAGUCUAUGAAGCAAAA
Molecule: messenger RNA, 1739 nt
Organism: Venturia canescens
Lineage: Eukaryota; Metazoa; Arthropoda; Insecta; Hymenoptera; Ichneumonidae
Product: protein phosphatase 1 regulatory subunit 21
Exons: 6
Coding region: 170-1483 (437 amino acids)
Cellular component (GO): membrane; early endosome
Source: RefSeq, a predicted model, not a curated record